AUGGUGAAGUUGUACAUGGAUAAAGCAGCCAACCACCUGUGUCCUGUGGCAUCUAACUUUGCAGUAGUUAACACAUACCUCCUAAUCCCUGAUAUACCUGUCUACACUGUCAGGAAGGAAAAUGGACAAGGACGCACCAGGACCCUGCAUAGAAAUUUGUUACUUCCUGUGAGUUCUCUUCCACGUCAAGACGUCACACCACCUAAGCCUGCUCCCAGAACUAGUGUUCCUAGACCAACAGUAGUUCCUAGAAGAUCAAGGAGAAUCCAAGGACAAGACCCAGAUUAUGAUGAAGAUGAGGAUGAUGACUUCAUAGUUGUUUCCACUCCAUCACAGCCGUCAGUGUCAACUUCUAGAGAAGAUGAUAGGCCAACUGAGGUUAGAGUAGAUGAAGAUAGAGCUUCUACUUCAAGUGAUCAGGAUGUGGAAGAGCCUGCAGAUUCUGUUCAGGAACAGGAUCAAGAGUCCGAUGUGGAUCAGGCUGAGGAUCAGUCAUCAGAAUCUGCAACCUCAGACACAGCUUCUGUACCAGAGGAUGUCACUCCUGCAGUUCAAGACCAGGAUCUAGAACCGAUUAGAGGAUGUGACAACUCAGUUCCCCAGGUAGCUCCUAGACCAGUACCAGCUCCUAGACGCUCUACCCGAGAACGGAGAAAGCCUCAGUGGAUGCAAUCUGGAGAUUACGUAAUGUCUGCUAUCACUGAUGUUCCAGAGGACUGGAGAAGUCGAGCUGAUUAUCUACUUUCACUGAUAGGUACAGGAGUUGUAAAUGACGUCACAGCCAAGAGUAUGCUUUUGUCCCUUAUUUCCGGUCAUGACAAAUGAUGAGGACAUCAUUUUGCCGAGGGGAGGAAGUAUGUAGUAGGUGUUAAUUCUGCAGCUUGUAAAUAUGUUAGUAUUUUUAGUGUAGAUAAAGUAACUUGUCUUUUCUAUUUCAGCUUGUUGAUUCAACAGAGGGUUGUGUCAUUUCCUGGUUUCUAUCUAUCAUUAGUUGUGUCCUUAUCAGUAUUUGCUACUGAUAACUUUCUACUGGGUCAAAGGUCAAUGGUCCAGUCUAUUUUACUUCCAAGGGUGUUUUGUUCUAUUGUUUGCUCGUCAUUAGGGUUACCUGUUGUGAGCCAAUUAGUAUACCUUUCAAUUCAAAUCCCUUUCUCACCUGCCAUUGCUAAUCUUAUGCUGCACACACCCACCUGCACUGCACAGCAAUGGAUUGAGGAUCAAGUUAUCAAGUUUCAUGUGACUGUCGAAUGAGACGACUGGCAGAAGGCAUGUUACACUCUCGUGUCACACACAGGGUAUGUUUUGUAUAUAGUUUAUCUAUAUAAUAUGUUCAUGUUGUGCAUUCAUUAUGCAUAAUAUGAUUAUGUGAUGAUUUAAUGCUUUCCUCAGUUAUGCGUUUAAUAAUGUGUAAUUAUAUUGUCUUUGUAUAUGAAGGUACAUCUGCACUGAUUAGAUAUCGAGGCAGAAAUAUAUUUGCGUAUCUGCUGUAAUGAUGUAAUCAGUUAUUAAGAAGCAGAUCGAUACUUUACAUUUAAUGUGUUAUUGUACAUUUAUUCUGAAACAUGUGAUAUAUUGUGAUUUUAAAUUGUUUCAGGAGUGUCUUCUAUAUGCCUUGCUGAAUAAACUGAAU
This is a messenger RNA of Haliotis rufescens (red abalone), 1630 nucleotides long. RefSeq lists its product as uncharacterized. The record is from RefSeq and is a predicted model, not a curated record. The coding region runs from base 1 to 825 and encodes 274 amino acids. The transcript is spliced from 3 exons. Lineage: Eukaryota; Metazoa; Mollusca; Gastropoda; Lepetellida; Haliotidae.